AUGGCCCCCUCCAGCCAGGUUGCCGUCGCUGCCUUGGCAGCCGCAGGCUGCACGGCCUUCGUCGUCGCUCCCAGUGCCACGCGCGGCCCUGCUCUGCGCAGCACCGUGCAGGGCCAGGCAAAGGCGUCCUCGACCUCCACGACCGGCCUGGCCAUUUGCGGCCUAGGUGCGGCAGUGGGCGCUGCCAUCGCCGCGCCCAAGAAGGAGCGGGUGGCUCUCCGUGCCUUUGAGACGGAACUCGGAGUGCAGCCCCCGGCCGGAUUUUGGGACCCGCUAGGCUUCACCAAGGGCGGUGAUGCAGCCUCUUUCCGUCGACGACGGUAUGUGGAGCUAAAGCACGGGCGCGUGGCAAUGUUGGCAUGCAUGGGAUACAUCGUUCCUGAGUACUACCGAUGGCCAGGUGAGCUCUCUCCUUCCCUCGGCAUCAAGUUUACGGAUGUCCCAACUGGCUUCGCCGCCUUCUCAAAAGUGCCUCUUAGCGGCUGGGCGCAGAUGGUGGCCUUCGCUGGUAGCGUGGAACUCUUCCAGUACGUGGAUGAUCCCAAGCGUGCCCCGGGCGACUUUGAGAACGCGGGCCUCCUGGGCAUCCCCAACGGCUUCAUGAAGGCUCCGGAGGGCCAGAAGGAAAAGAAGCUAGCUGCGGAGAUCGCAAACGGCCGCUUGGCAAUGAUGGCUAUCAUUGGCAUGUUCUUCCAGAACGGAUUGACAGGACAGGCAUGGGGCGACUGGUCCCUGUACACUGACUCCCCGCUGCGCGCCUUGACGCCGGCACAGGAGAUCAUUGCCGGGACUGGUGGCCCUCUCCCUGACAACUUCUGGGAUCCGGCGGGCAUCACGAAUGGCAAGACCGAGAAGGAGAUCGCAAUGCUCCGUGCCAUGGAGCUGAAGCACGGGCGCUACCACCUCUUGGGUGAUUAUGCCAUCGGCGAGAGGAUGAGCAACGACCCCCUCGUCAGCUUGACCCAGCUCCCCAUGGGAGGCAUGUGGCAGGUGAUCUUCACCAUCAUGUGCCUCGAGUGGCUGACCACCUACAUCUGCAAGCCCCCUGAGGACCGCCCUUGGGACGUGCUCGGAUGGAAGGGAAUCAUCGACGAGGACUACCCUUCCGAGAUCUGGAACGGAUGGAAGCGGGUCCAGUGCCAGGAGCUGAACAACAGCCGCCUUGCCAUGGUGGCCAUCACCGGACUCGUCGCCCAGGACGUUGUCACCGGCGACUACGUCGCAGGUGUCGGCAAGCUCUGCGGCGGUGCGGCCGUCUGCAACCAGCCCAUUGACUACUCUCCUUGGCAGAACCUCCCUCCCAUCGACGACUUCGUGGCCAACGCACCCUCUUGGGCCAACGGCCCGGCCCUCUACGGCGUCAACUAA
Molecule: messenger RNA, 1368 nt
Organism: Symbiodinium necroappetens
Lineage: Eukaryota; Dinophyceae; Suessiales; Symbiodiniaceae
Source: the annotation of a GenBank genome assembly